AGAUGUCUGUGACACUCUUGGAUUGCCACAUGGAGGGGAGACGGUAACAAUAGGCACAGCCGAAAUGUAUGAUGAAAGAAUAUCUGAGUGGUCAAGUCAGUUUGCUACUAAAAAGGAUGCAGAUCAAGUGACUGUUUCGAAAUUAGUAGAAAUGAUCAAAAAACAAGGGGUCACUCAGAAUUUCAAGUUAAAUUUCUUGCUUGUCUUGUCGAAUGUGCUCAUUGGAACAAGCACUUAUACGUAUGUGGACAAACAGCUUCUAAGGUUAAAUGGAGAUCUUGAUCAGUGCUACAAAUUUAAUUGGGCAGAGUAUCUUCUAAACUCCCUUGUGUCUGCAACAAAACUCUGGAAUCAAACCGCAUCAACCUUCUUUGCUGGCUCAUUACCAUUCCUUGUGCUAUUUUAUGUUGAUCGAGUAAGGCCAGGAAGUAUCAAGCUUGUGGAGCGAAGAUUUCCAUCAUACAAAGGUUGGAGUGAGGAAGCACUAAAAUUAAGGUAGUCAAUCGAGAUUUUUGACGGAGCUUUUGGUCUUGGAACUGUUCUCAAACCAUUAAGAGAACUAUUUUCCCAGGACACACAGCCAAUCCAUAGUCCACAUCAGUGGAAACAACAAGAUAAUGAUUACACUGAUCCUUGCGAAGAUAAUAGUCAUGAACAUGUUGGAAGCCAGGAAUGGAGUCCUUGCACAAAGUCCACCAAUCAAUACCAACAAAAUCAAGAUGCUAUUCCUGACAUUAACAUGGAAGAUGUGCAGGACACUCAAACUCAGGGAUGCGAACAAGGAAAUAACGACACAUUGAAUCAAGCUGAUGGCACAGGGGAUCAAGAUGAUCGCGCAUGGCAGACAUGGACUCCUUGGGAAAAAUCAAAACAUUUUCAAUUCAAAACUAUACGUACAAAUGAUGUUCCCGAAGUUCACAUGGAAGAUGUAGAACAAGAGUAUGAGAGGGACACAUCUAAGCGUAAUAAUCAAACAGGGGACUGGUUGCAAAAUCUACAAGACUCAGCACAAGAUUUGAUUGAAUUGAAGAUGCUUUUUGAUGCUGAUCUAAAGUCGGCGUUAGCAAAAGAUCCCGAAAAUCCUGAGAUACACAUGAUUCAGAACUUGGUCAAUGAUGUCUUCGGCAACAAUCAAGCAGCAUUUCCUCAACAGAAUACACAUCAAAACUCAACUCAACAGGAUCCGAAAAAACCAAUUCCAUCGGAAAUUGAUGAUGAUUUUGAGCUUAAUUCUCAGGAUAUCAAGCAACUUGACUUGAUAGAGUUCCUACACUCAGCGAAAAAAGAUAUCAAUGUCAACCAUUUGUUUGUUACUGAUGAGAUAGAAGAUGUAAUACCAAACUUCUCACUUGGUAUAGAUGAGGACAUUUAUGGUAACAACAAACAAGCUGUCAACUUGGGAUCAGAUGAACAACUUGAUGUCAGCAAAGAUGAUGAUCAUGUUUUCACGCCUAAACCAGCAAUGAGAGAAAAGAGUCAAAGGGCUUUAAAAUUGAGUCGAUACGGCAAAUCCCCAUAUGUUGACAGAGUUGUCAACAUAAACUCCAAAUUAACCAAUCAAGAAUUUGGACUCUGAAAAUAUAUGAUAAAGAAAGAAGAUCCAAUCGAACAUAUGUUCAUAUGGAAUGAUUUCAUCUGCAUAAGAGACGAUAUGCAGACACUUAAAAUCAACACUAAUGUGGCCACAUCUGUUAUAGAUAUAUGGACCUUCAUUCUGAAUGAUGGAGAAAAAUAUCGGUCUGAUGAAUCUCCCCUACGUCUCUUUUGCACAAUCGGCUCUGUGCUUCCAAGUUUAGUCGAUCAUCUCAAACUUGCCACCACAUAUCCAAUUUUUGCUAUUAAUAUGACUGAGAUGCUCAUAAGAAUCAACAGGCAGGCAAUAGAGACUAUGCACAUGGUGUUUUUCCCAAUAUGGGCAUAUCAGCAUUACUAUUUAGUAUGCUACAACUUAAAAACUCCAUGCUAUGAGAUCAUUGAUAAUAUCCAAAGGGGUAAAGACGCAAAGCUUUCUUAUGGUCCCAAACCAAGAAUACUGCAUUCACACUUUACAAAAUACCUGGAAAGCAGAGGAAGUUUUGGUUUGGCAAGGAUUAUCCGACAACUGAAACCCACAUACAAGAGUAUGUCAUGGCAAACAAAGAACAACUCUACUGACUGUGGAAUCUUUCUUAUGAGGCAUAUGGAGACCUACAAAGGUCAUACACUCCCAUGGCACGCUUCAAUCUGUGAUGAAAGUGUUAACCAAAAAAAUCAAAUUAUGAGACUCCGACUCAAAUAUAACAACAUGAUUCUAUCUUCAACACUGAAUGAGAGGAGAUCAGAAAUCAUAAAAGUGGGGAAGGAAUUAUAUAUUGAUAUGGCAUCAAAGAGAAUAGUCAAUUUUGCCAUCCAAUCUUCACAAACAUCUCAAGAAGAAGGCAUUGCAGUGACUACUCAAAGAAAGGCUGAUAACAAGAAGACGGUCACCUUCGCAAAAAACCUCACCUCCACUCUAAAUGAAGCCGCCGACAACCAAUGAUUGUUUCAGCAACUUCACAAACAAUGAUUGUUUAAGAAUUAGUUACCUUAUUUUUCUGAAUACUUGACAAGCAAUGAUUGUAUGGCAAAUUAUCUUGAGCAAUGAUUGGAUAUGAACUGUCUAUUCUAUUAGCUUGACAGUUACUGAUUUUUUGUCGAAAAUGAUAACUGACACUAUUGAUUAUGUAUCAACAUUAUCAAAAAAAAUAUGAUUCUAU
Messenger RNA from Daucus carota subsp. sativus, 2735 nucleotides. RefSeq lists its product as uncharacterized. Lineage: Eukaryota; Viridiplantae; Streptophyta; Magnoliopsida; Apiales; Apiaceae. Bases 1583 to 2518 code for a protein of 311 amino acids. The transcript has 10 exons. The record is from RefSeq and is a predicted model, not a curated record.